Messenger RNA from Acanthochromis polyacanthus (spiny chromis), 8618 nucleotides. It is a transcript of the gene capn15, whose product is annotated as calpain 15. Gene Ontology annotation, molecular function: calcium-dependent cysteine-type endopeptidase activity. Gene Ontology annotation, cellular component: cytoplasm. The record is from RefSeq and is a predicted model, not a curated record. Gene Ontology annotation, biological process: proteolysis. NCBI's taxonomy places the organism in Eukaryota, Metazoa, Chordata, Actinopteri, Pomacentridae. Bases 2064 to 5717 code for a protein of 1217 amino acids. The transcript has 12 exons.
CUGCGCUCUGCUGACACUCCAGUAAUCCGCUGGAGGAGAUUGCAUCCUCGUCCACUGCGCUCAGGCUAUCAGUGAGGGAGAAUCAAGAGAUGGAAAAAAAUAUAUAACGGGAAGACUGGAGGAAAUAAGAACAAUUACGGGACCACAGCAGACCCAGAUGAACAGGUUUUACAGGACGGAGCAGCUGUACACUAAGAGCAGCCUCACAUCCAAGGCGACAGCGGGACCGGAGCGAGGAUGUGUCCUAAUAUAAGACAACACGGCUCAUCCCAAACGCUGGGAAUACGAGAUGAACAGCGGGCAGGAAUGGACCCGGCGGGUGAUGGUGAAUUUUGCGAAUGAGUGCUUUCUUGGAUGAAACCUCCUCGGCUGCCUCCGUAUCGCCUCCUGCACAAAUACUCCCUGGCCUCUGUACCGCUGUGUGGAAGGAACGGGCACAGAUCAGCUUCUCAAACAAGUAACGCUUUGGCACUGUCGUUAAUAGGCUAAAUUGAGAGCCCAUAUGCGCUUGCGUUAUCAGAGAUUAAUUAUCAUGUAACACUCACUGAACCUGGAAAGCUAAAACCGCGGAUCCAAACCCAUGUGAUCCAUCUGUGGGGGUUCUGUAAUCAGCUAGAUGCAUAUCAAAGCUAAAGCAAAAAACCAGGAAACAUCGCAGCGCAUGGACUUGUACCUCGGCGUUGUACAAACUAUCGAUACUCGUCGAAACGCAUGUAAAUACAGUUUAUCCUCCCUGACAGCCUCGCCGUGAGGGUACUUGUUCGCCUCAGCUGCUUCGCCUGUGCAGACUUGCUAUGACAGUCUGGCAAGUCCACAUAAAUCCAAGCGCAAGUUGAUGAACUAGACUGGCCGGCCUCGGCGGUGGGAUCAGACAGAAAUUAAGCUGCGUCUCUCAGACAGCGGAAACGAGGAUCAUCUCCCGUCCUUGCGUUGGCAGAGCAGCGCAGCCUGAAACAGAACAUUCCUCUCGGGUAUUUUGUUGGAUAUUACCCAGAUCUUGAAGCUGUGAUGUGUUGUAAACAUCUCCCUGCUCUGGAUACUGCUGAAGUUUAAAGAACCCUUAAAGCUCCAGCAGUAAACACGUUCCUGUGCCAUGUGAGUUCUUCUUCAUGUGGAAAUCCCAAAUUCUGUAAAUACCAGAGGUGAUCUAAUCUCUGAAACAGCUCCUUACUAAGACAUGAAGUUGUAUCCAGUGGGACACUUGCAGCUGGGGUGUUUUACUGGUAAACCUCCGCAGCAGCUGUUAGUCAGACUGAAUGUCUGAAAGAGGAGACUUGGAUAUUAGCAUACUUGUAGUUUUGCCAACACCACUCCCAUGAAAUGCAAUGCAUUGAUUUCUUCCAGUGCCCUUGUUGUAAAUAACUCUGUGGAGAUAUUUUGUGUGACUUUUGUUCCAGGAAGAUCUAUCUACUUAUCAGCUGUCUAUGGACCGUAAUGUUUUUGUGAUGUGCAGGAUGGAUACGAGGUGUAUAGUUUGGGUGCUGUAAUGUUGGGAGAAAAGUUUUCCAGUGUUUCCUGAUCUUCUGAGCAUGUGCAAAAGAAAGAGGAACCAGGCAUGAGACUGCACAGGCUGGGGAGAUGUGUCGGAAGGAAUGCUAAAGGAAUUAUGAGUUGCAUGAUGGAAGACAUGAUGCAGAGUGUUACAAGCUUAAAGUCUACUAGAGGGAGAGUUACAAGUCUUUGAGAAAAUUGUGUUUUCUCCUCUGAGACAAGCGGCUCCAUAGGAAUCAGCGCUCUAUGCCUCCAUAUCCACCCUGAUCUGCAAACUUGUUCACCUGCAAGUCGCACUCAUUUUUUGAGUGCCCUUAUCUUUGAUUCUCUGUUGCUGUGUUUGGUUGUUUUUACUCGAGCACACUCAGAGUACGAUUUUGAAGCAGAACGUUGUCAACAGGAAGCUUACAGCAAAGAGGAACACAUGAUAAGUGUUGGUGGUGUGGUCCAAACAGUCACGUUUCUCACAAGCAGGGAAUCUCAGUGUGUAUAACUGAGAACAACAGUGGAUCUCUUGCCAUCUUUUAAGGGAAAAACAAGCAUUCAGAGACUGAUUUCCUCUGUCUGUGGUGAUGGGGAGCUCGGCCUCGUCUCUCACUGCAGAGACUGAGUCGGACCAUGGCUUUCGCAGCACCCCCUACCCCUCAUCACCCCCUGUGGGCUGGCUCAGGAACAGCCACAGCAGCCCGGUGUGGGGCACCACCUUCAUCACACGGCAGCAGCAGCACCCACUGCCUCAUCGAGAGCGCAGCCACUCUCACUCUCCUGGCUCCAUGGCAGCAGCAGUACGAGGCAGUGAGUGGUCAUGUGGACGCUGCACCUACUUAAAUGCCGGUGCAGCACCUCGCUGUUCGAUCUGUGAGGCACCACGCCAGAAACCUGACCUUAACCAGAUCCUGCGGCUGAGCAGCACCGAGGAGCAUCGCUGGGCCUGUCCCCGCUGUACGCUCAACAACCCCCAAGGAUCUGGAGCAUGCUCCGUCUGUGGCUUUGGUCCAUCUCCUGCCACCCACACACCCCCUACCACCACCAUAGCUGCCACUGCCAAUGGUCUCCCGCCUGUUCCAAAUGAACCCCCAACGCCGACCAUCACCCCCACGGUCCUGCUUGAGCCCCACGGACAGCAUCCAGCUAAGGAGGAAGUGCUACGACGGUCUGAGAGCAAUGGAGAGGUUGGUGGUCUGGAGGGGCAGCACUCGGGCUGGGCUUGCCCUCGGUGCACACUCCACAACACCCCUGUUGCGCUGUCAUGCUCCGCCUGUGGUGGGCCCAGAAAACUGUCUUUGCCUAAAAUCCCCCCAGAGGCUCUGGUGGUGCCUGAGGUACGCACGCCUGUGCUGGGGUUCCCUGUUCACACGGGACCAGCACCGCUGCUCAUUGACCUAACAGAUGACUCUCCCCCAUCCCCUCACAGUGAUCCUCAAGAACCUCCCCAUGUGUCCCUUAGCUCCCCUUUUACUGCUUUCUCCUCUCUCCAGAAUAACCCCGUCCCACGCAGCAGAAGAGAGGUUCCCCCUCCAGGGCGCCCACCAAACCCAGGCACCAACACCCCCAGCCCUACUUCUCCUUCAACGGCCAGUGUGCCACCCCAGCCCGGCCCACAGCGGCCAGCCAAGCCUAAACAUGCCCAACCCCAGGAACCUUCAUAUCCCAGCAAGCGCCUCAGUAUUUUAGAAGAAGAAGAUCCCCAACACCACCCUCUGAACCCCCACCUUCCUGUUGCUUCUUCAGCAACCCCCACCUGGAAGUGCCCUAGCUGCUCUUUGCCCAACCCUAGUGGAUCAUCUAAGUGCGAGGCCUGCCGAUCAUCAAGGGUUGGUGCUGACCUCAUCGACCUUGUAGGCUGUGAGACGGUACGAUUUACCCCAGCCAGCCCCUCUAGCCCAGACUUUAGCACCUGGGCCUGCUCCAAGUGCACCCUGCGCAACCCUACAGGUGCACCUAAGUGCUCAGCAUGUGGUUCUUCCAAACUGCAUGGCUUUCAGGAGCAGCAGGCGCCCCUGCCCCGCUGCUGUUCACACUGUGGCCUCCCACUGGGGUCUGGCACUGCAUCGUGCUCCUGUACACCUUCCUGUUCCUCAUCCUCCUCAGGUCAUAAAACACGGAAACAGGCCAGGGGCUUUCCUUCCUCUUCUUCUGCUAUUGCUUCCUCUGGUCCCUCCUCCUCCUCAUCUAGCCUUCAGGAGAAGGUGGGACAGUGGAGCUGCCCAGCAUGUACGCUGCUCAACGACAUCAAGGCCAAGAACUGUGCAGCAUGCCAUACGCCCCAGCAGUACCUCACCCUUCGCAAAGUGGUUAAGCCUCUGAAGAGGAGGGAGAGUAUGCAUGUAGAGGCCCGUCGACGAAAUGAUGAGGGCGAGGCCAAGGAGCUUUGGGAAAACAUCGUCAGCUUCUGCCGAGAGAACUCUGUGAACUUCGUGGAUGACAGUUUCCCUCCGGGACCUCGCUCCGUGGGUUUCCCCGAGGGCGACAGCGUCCAGCAGCGAAUCAAGAAGUGGCUGCGCCCCCACGAGAUCAACUGCAGCAACUUCAAGCAAGACAGAAGCGUCAAGUGGUCGGUCUUCCGCACACCGAGACCCUCUGAUAUCCUGCAAGGACUCCUUGGAAACUGCUGGUUCCUGAGUGCGCUGGCGGUGUUGGCGGAACGUCCGGAGCUGGUGGAGAGGGUGAUGAUCACCAGGACCAUUUGUCCAGAGGGGGCUUACCAGGUUCGGCUGUGCAAAGAUGGCACAUGGACAACGGUGCUGGUGGAUGACAUGCUGCCCUGCGACGACUAUGGCUACCUCCUCUUUUCCCAGGCCCAGAGGAAACAGCUAUGGGUGGCGCUGAUUGAGAAGGCCCUGGCUAAACUCCACGGUUCCUACUUUGCCCUGCAGGCAGGGCGUGCCAUCGAGGGCCUGGCCACGCUGACCGGGGCUCCCUGUGACUCCCUCAUGCUCCAGGUCAGCUCCACAAACCCUCGAGAGGAGCCCAUCGAUACGGACCUCAUCUGGGCCAAGAUGCUCAGCUCCAAAGAGGCUGGGUUUCUGAUGGGUGCAUCUUGUGGAGGAGGUAAUAUGAAAGUAGACGAUGUCGUUUAUGAGUCUUUGGGUCUGAGGCCUCGACAUGCGUAUUCCAUCUUGGAUGUACGAGAUGUCCAAGGUUACAGGUUGCUGCGACUGCGUAACCCGUGGGGUCGCUUCUCCUGGAAUGGCAGCUGGUCAGACGAGUGGACGGACUGGCCUCAGCACCUCCGUCAUGAACUGAUGGCUCAUGGCAGCAGCGAGGGUGUCUUCUGGAUGGAGUACACUGACUUUAUAAAGUACUUUGAUUCAGUCGACAUCUGUAAGAUCCACUCAGACUGGCAGGAGGUGAGGCUACAAGGCUGCUUCCCCAGCAAAGCCAACGGGCCGGUCACGGUCACAGCCCUCACUGUGCUGGAGAGGACGGCGCUGGAGUUUGCUCUGUUCCAGGAGGGAAGCAGGCGCUCUGACACAGCCGACAGCCACCUACUGGACCUGUGCAUCAUGGUGUUCCGCGCCUCCUUCGGUAGUGGCAACAAGCUGACUCUGGGCCGUCUAUUGGCCCACAGCAAGCGAGCGGUGAAGAAAUUCGUCGGCUGUGACGUCAUGCUGGAGCCGGGGGAGUAUGCUGUUGUCUGCUGCGCCUUCAACCACUGGCAGAUGAAUGUCAGCGGGACAGGAGGUCCACCCACGCCCAUCUCAAGCCCUACCAGCGGGGCGGCACGGCGGCCCAGUCAGGACUUCCCUGGCUACAUCCUGGCCAUCUACAGCUCUCGACAGGUGAUGGUGGAGCAGGUGGAAGCGACUGCCACCACUCUGGCUGACGCUAUCAUUCUGCUCACGGAAAACAAAGGCGAAAGACACGAGGGCCGUGAGGGCAUGACAUGCUACUACCUGACCCACGGCUGGGCCGGCCUCAUCGUGGUGGUGGAAAACCGCCACCCCAAGUACUACCUCCACGUCUCCUGUGACUGCACUGACAGCUUCAAUGUGGUGUCCACACGUGGCAGCCUCAAGACCAUCGACAGUGUACCGCCUUUACACAGGCAGGUGCUGGUGGUGCUUUCUCAGCUGGAGGGAAACGCAGGCUUCUCCAUCACCCAUCGCCUGGCUCACCGCAAGGCCGCCCAGGCCUCCCUGGGGGACUGGACCCCCACCAAGGCCACCCACAGCCCCCAGCUCACCCCAGACAUUGACGGCCUGCACCGGCCCAGGCCACUAUGACCACCGCCCUCUUUGUCCCACACACAGACUCUAAUCUAAUGAACUGUCAGACCACUGGAAAAUCAGGCAAGGGUAUAUAAGUGGUGUGUGGAGCCCUAAAACAGAGAGGUAGAUGCGUUUUGUGUGUGUCUUUGAAUGCACACAUGAAUGUAAAGCAUGAAUGAGCAGCAUUUGUUUGCUCGCCAUCAAAUGCUCCAUAAAUGCUGAAGUUUUCAUCCGGCCCACACGCGUUCUGUCCCUUGCCUCAUGGAUGUGCCAUGUCAGGAUGAAAUGAGGGAAGUGAGCCACGUGAAGUGACCAGGACACAAAACGAUAACUCGCCCAGGCACCUAAGAAGAUCCAGCUCAUGAUACUUUAAACUCUGGAUGUUUUUGGUAGCUGGUAGUUAGAGCUGUAUGUGAAAGAGACGUCAGCCCUCAGUUUCAUAUGCUUGGAGACAACCCUGCUUUCAAUGAGCUUCAGAAAAGGCAGGGAGGAGUGCUGAAACUACUGAGCCAUGCACCGGCCCACAGCCUAGGAGCCGAUCAGACACUUCCCCUACUCUCCGUGUCGUCCAUACAGACAGCUAACAAAACAGGACACCUCUGGGGGAGUUUAUUCCACCCAUCCUCAGUACGGUACUUAAUGAGCCAAACCCAACUCAUUUUACUCAUAGUAAUACAUGUUUGCUCUUUUUUUGAGAACGUACACAUGUCCAUAUAAGUCUUAUCUGUUUUGUACACAACCCUUGCUGCCGUCUUGUCUGUAUUUGUGUUUUUGAGGUUGAAGAAUAAGCCAUCAUCCAUACAGUACUGUCUGUCCCUGCUCUAUGUCAUCACCACAGUGCAGUCGAGCACGCUCUCUAGCUCAGGACCAAACCUAUGAUUUGUACAGCAAGUUGGAUUCACAUGAAACCUCAAGCUGAUGUUGUGGAAGGUGUAUGAAGCCCAGACAGCUGGUAUAGCAUCUUUCUCUGUUUUCUGUGUGUUUCUGGUUUAAAAGGUGCCACAUUUUCCUGCCCUGUGGAGAGUAGUGCUGUGGUUAGGGGGUUUUACGUGGUGCAAAACGGAGACAUAAAUCCCACUUUACAGCUUACAAAGACUAACAUGUAUUUUUUACUUUUUCCCUGCAGAGAAACAACCACCGGGCUCCUUUCUCAUAUUUACUUUGGUUCAUUCUCACUCAGUCUCAGUUUGGGGUCUAAAUGCUGGAGGCGAGGCAUUACAUGAGCAACUUUACAGCUGACCCCUCAGGCACACCAAAUUUUCUUGCCCACUUCAGAAGUCAGUUUACACUCAAAUUAACACUUAGAGAGCAACUCCUGCUUCUACAUGCUGCAUCUUGCUGCAGCACCCCCCCCCCCAGUUUGUGUCUAUGUUUUUUGAUACUGAAGAUCAGUAAGUCUCUGUUUCUCACUUAAUUAGUUUGCCAGUAAGUUGAUUUACAUAUUAGGGAGUACUUGAGGAGCCAGUGGCUGUUUGCCAUAGGGGAGCUCUUAAGAGGAGCUGCUGAGUUUACUUUGGGAGGUCAGGGACCACUUUUUGUUUACUUGGGUGUAUUGUGAGUGUCUGGGCCGUCCUCCCUAAAGAAUACACUGACAGCAUGUUAGCAGCAACAUGGAGUCCUCACGACUUGACAAAUUGCCGUUUUGUCAGACUCGGCGCACACAUAACAGGAGAGACCCCUGAGACAUGUUGUGACACAGAAAAUAGUUUCGUUCUGUUCCAGUUUGCUCUGCGCUGUUUCACCGGAUGGUUUGCUUCUAGCUGUUCCAUGUAGGUCCUUGUUUAGGGCCCCACCCACCUGUUCCUUCCAAUUUCUCCUGUGUCAAAGCCAUUACUCCUGAUUCAGUGAGGAUCUUUCAGUCCUCACCAUGGCAACAUAGAUGUUUCAUCAGAGUGAGAGAGGAGAAAGAUUUCUGCGGUACAACAGUAACAGAAUGGAGUGGGAGACUUCUUUCAAGUAAAGUUGAUGUCUAAUUAAUAUAUAGUGAAAUGGGGAAAAACUUGAAAACUGGUGAGAAAAACCCCUGCAGCAUUCAUACAUUUAUUGAUUUUUUUUUAGUAGAAAAAAGCUACAUUUUGUGUCAAGAUCAUUGUAGAAACAAGAAUCCGCUCAUAAGCAUUGUCCCUUUCAUUGUCAGCAUAUUGCAGUCUUCUCAAUAGUCGACUGUACUUCAUGUCAUCUUCAAGACAUGUUAUGAGCUUCUACAGCAGUGUAAUGUGUCUUUAAUGAAACCCGAAGAAACUGUAAAUAUGUUCUUCCCAAAGAAACAUCCUGUCCAAUGACCACUUUGCGAUGUGUGUGUGCCCUGUGUGAGUGUGUGCGUGGUCACAGCCAAGUAGCUGUGAAUUCAGUGUCUAAUUUAUUUGUACAAGAGAUUUGGAGGCCUGUUUUCUAAUGAAUACUGUUGAAUACUGAGCGGACGAAUGACAGAUAAAGAAAUGUGAUCGUUUGUGGCUUUCGUUUGAGCCCAGAGGGAAUUAGCUUGACCAGAAAUGAACCUGCACUGAAACACCUGCAAAGACAAAAGGCACCUCAAAAUUAAGCGUCACUGCUGGAUCACUUUACAUUUACAUGAGAUUCUUUUUUUUUCUUUUAUACGAUGUGUUGUUUUUUGUCAUAAUUGUCAUUUUUGGCUCUUGCUGGUGUCCUAUGAACCCACUGCUCUUCUGUUAAGUCCUGUUGGUGGCUCUUCUGUGCUUUAGGGGCGCCCCCUGCUGCUGAAUAGACAACAGCCAGAGAAGAAGUGGUCAUUGACGGACCAGCCAACGCAAACGCCUUUUCUCCUCUCCUUUGUCCAGAUCCCUCCUUGUAAAUUGUACAGACUGCAAAUUUAAGACACACAAAAGAGUUUUAAAAAAAAAUGAAAGAAAAAAAAAUCAGCUGACCCUUUUAAACUUGUAAAAAAAAGAAAGAAAA